UGUAAACCUACUGACAACUCGUCAGGACAUACACACUCCAUACUGUAGAUGUCUCCAGAAUCCAUACAUCCAUAGCUCCAUACAGAAACCAUAGAAGAAAACAACCAGGAAAUGUUGCACUACAACAUGAGGAAUGACUGUACUCCUGAGAGAAGCUGAUGGAGCAGCCAGCAACAAACAGGUGUGACUUGACAUGUUUACAAUCAUUCUCAAAUGCUUGAAUCACCUUUGCUCCCAGCAGAUGUGAACCAGUCUUGGAUCUUAGCUCUUGUGUUGAGUUGAAAUGGAAAAGGUGAUCAACUGUUUCAAGAGGAGCCCAGAGGCUGUGGCCAGGCUGAUAUGCUUCCCCUGGGCAGGUGGAGGCUCCAUACACUAUGCACGCUGGGGAAACGUCCUCAACAGCUCCAUAGAAGUGUUUGCUGUCAAACUUCCAGGCAGAGAGAGUCGAGCCAAAGAGCCAUUCUUUGAGAACAUGCAGCAGAUAGUGGACGAGGUUAUCGGUGUGCUGUUACCAGUGCUGAAAGAGAAGCCGUUCGCUCUGUUUGGCCACAGUUUUGGUGCCUUCACCAGUUUCGCUGUGGCAGAUGCUCUGAAGAGACUUCACAACCUUGAACCAAUUCACAUCUUCCUGUCUGGUGCCUCUGCCCCUUUUUCUGAGACACGCAUCAAAGCCCCAAAGAGAAGCGAGUUAUCUGAUGACGAUUUUCUCAAGUGGAUGAUUUCGAUUGGAGGAACUCCUCCUGAGCUGCUGGCGAACCCUGAGGUCCUGAAGCUCUUCCUUCCUGCCCUGAAGGCCGACCUACACGUUGUGGAGAACUACAAGUGCGACAAGCCAGACAAGCCGUUCCUCUCCUGUCCAGUCACGUGUUUCGAUGGAAAGGAUGACAUUCCUCAUGAUUUACAAGCUUGGAAAAGCAUCACAUCGGGAGAUUUCACCAUCAGAAUGCUCAAUGGAUCUCACUUUUACCUGAAGGAUUCUGAAAAUGAAAAGAUCAUAUUAGACUACGUCACGAAGCAGGUGGAAACAGCAGAAAUGGACUAUUUAUAGUGAAAUCACUGAAUAUUGUUUCAUAUGACUUAAAUGCUUUUUUUUUUACUAAUUCAUUGUGUUGGAAAUUAAUUCUGAAUACAUCUCAGAAAUGUGA
Epinephelus moara (kelp grouper) is the source of this 1145-nucleotide messenger RNA. It is a transcript of the gene olah, whose product is annotated as oleoyl-ACP hydrolase. The record is from RefSeq and is a predicted model, not a curated record. Gene Ontology annotation, biological process: lipid biosynthetic process. The transcript is spliced from 6 exons. The coding region runs from base 284 to 1048 and encodes 254 amino acids. NCBI's taxonomy places the organism in Eukaryota, Metazoa, Chordata, Actinopteri, Perciformes, Serranidae.